Molecule: messenger RNA, 4269 nt
Organism: Amphiprion ocellaris (clown anemonefish)
Lineage: Eukaryota; Metazoa; Chordata; Actinopteri; Pomacentridae
Product: piggyBac transposable element-derived protein 4-like
Exons: 2
Coding region: 70-2187 (705 amino acids)
Source: RefSeq, a predicted model, not a curated record
GAUCCGCAGGGGGGGAAAGAUUACCCAGCCGUGAAACUAAAAGAAAACGUUGCCCGGCAGGUUUCAGACAUGUUUCUGUCAGAGUCCGAGGAUGAGUCCGAGCAGAUGCCCUCAGAUUCGGACUCUGAGAGCGAGUGUAGCCGGUGCAGCCUGGACGAGGACUACACUCCGAGUGGGCUGGCCCGAGGAUCAGAGAAGGAAGACUUCACCGAGGAGGACAGUUCGGAUGAGGAGGGGAACGGUCGACCCAUAAAGAGAAGAUCUCCGAGAAGGCAGCUCCGCUCUGCAUCUUCUCUGCUAUCAUCACCCCUCAAAUCUGCAUCUAAGAAAUGGGAGCAGAGUCCCUUGCGAAAGAAGAUCCACUACGAAUCUACACCCAAAAAAAACUCCUCCUCCCCCAGCGCUGGAAAGACACUCUCCAGUCCCUGCAGGAAAACUCCGAGCGGGAAGCAGCAGGCGGACAGACGAGCAAACAAGGACGACGCGGAUGAGGAAGAUCAGUGGCGUAAUAUUGAUGAGGAGGACGUCGAGCCUCCUCAGCCACAUUUCAGACCUGAGAGGGACGUCGGGCCGCAGCUGAACAGAACAGCGAAUUACACGCCACUCGAGCUCUUCCAGCUGUUUUUCUCCACGACAGUAAUUGACACAUUGGUAAAAAACACCAAUGCCUAUGGGGAGAAGAAAUCCCAGGAGCAGAAGGAGAGACAUGUGCCUGUCACAGCAGCAGAUAUGUACUCCUUCAUCUGCAUCGUCCUCUACAUGGGCAUUGCGCCGCUGAAAACUCUCAGAGACUUCUGGCGAGGAUCUCGGCUCUUCAACCUGCCGUUUCCUGCCUCCGUCAUGCCCUGCAGACGCUUCCUCGCCAUUUCCCGUAGCCUACACAUGAACGACCCCGCCGUCGAAGCUGCCAACGAUCAAAAGAAGGGGACGCCCGGGUUUGACAGACUUUGCAAGAUACGGCCACUGUACGAGCAGAUUCUGGAGGCCUGCCACACCUUCUUCCAUCCACACCAGCACAUCUCCAUAGAUGAACGGAUGGUCGCGAGCAAAGCCAGGAUCAAGCUCAAGCAGUACAUUAGAAACAAGCCUACCAAAUGGGGCUUUAAGCUUUUUGUGUUGGCAGACUCCACGUGUGGCUACACCCUCAACUUUUUUGUGUACGGGGGAAGAGAAUGUGAACCCACAGGGAAGGGGCUCAGCUACGAUGCCGUCAUGAAACUCCUGAACAUCCCCUUUCUCGGUAAAGGUUACAAGCUCUACGUGGAUAACUUUUACACCAGUCCUACUCUAUUCCUCGACCUGCUCAAGAGGAAAAUCUGGGCAUGUGGCACCGUUCGUUCCAACGUAGCUGGUUAUCCAAAGACAAAAAAGAACAACAGGCCAGAGAAAACCCCAAGAGGAACCAUCCGCUGGAUCAGAAAAGGACAGUUGCUGUUUGUGAAGUGGUUUGACACCCGGGAGGUGAUGAUGUGCUCGACCAUUCACAAAGCAUACAGCAGCGACAUGGCCAAGCGCAAAGUCAAGAACGCAGAUGGACAGUGGACAGUGAAGCAGGUGCCGAUUCCAAGCUGCAUUAGAGAUUACAACCAGUACAUGGGGGGUGUCGACCUGUCCGACGCACUCAUUGGCUACUACAACGUCGUUCACAAGACGAGGAAAUGGUACAAAACUCUGUUUUAUCACUUAGUGGACAUAGCCACAGUGAACGCUUUUAUACUCUACAAAGAAAUGUGCAAAAUGCAUAAACGGCCUUUAGUCACGCAGAAGAACUUCAGGGAAGAGCUGAUUCUGUCUCUGGCUGAGAUUGGUUCUACUCCACGCCGCUCAGCUCCACAAAACUUCAUGUCUGCGUCUCCUUUCAAGAUGCCUCCUGCUUCUCCAUUCAAAGCCCCACCUGCCUCCCUGUCCAACGUCACCUCCCCUCCCCCUGGCUCUCCCUCCUCGGCGCCACCUCCUUCCACUGAGGCUCCACCAACAGCUCCAGGUUUAGGUCACCUGCCUGCUUACUUUGUAGAACAAAUGAGCAACGUGGCCCCCAGAGACCGGGCCACCGCCGGCAGGAGGACGUGUGUGGUCUGUAAGAGAAAGUCGCCGGUCUACUGCAGCACGUGCCAAAAAACACUGUGUUUCACUGCUCUGAGGAACUGCUACAGUGAGUGGCACAGAAGUAAUAACAUUUGUGUUUAAGUCACUGGAAAUACUUGCAAAAGCUCUGUAUGAAUGCCUUUGCAGGGGUAAAACUUCAGUAUUCACUAAAUUGGUGAUGUGCCUUUCACUAACGUGCCUUUAAUCACCACUAGUGAACAAAUAACUUCAUUUUGGUUCAUUUGUCAAACUCCACUUAUUUGGUGGCUAUUUUAUGAUUAUAUAGAGUCCCUAACAUUCCUGUUAAAAUGAUCUACAUGCAGUAUACGAUAUACUUGGAUAACAGAUACAGAACAGGGAAUAACUUGGAAAAAAAAACUGUGCAUAGUAAACUAGAAGAGAAUCUACAUUAAAGGAUAAAUCUUUUAAAAUAAACAUAUUCCCAAAGCCUCAAUAUCUCUUCCACUCAUUACCCAUUUAAAUACUUCAAAGUGUCUCUAAAGACAGAGAGCGAGGGAAUUAGAAAGAUGGAGACCAUUCUGACAAACAUGGAUCAUCCACUUCACAUCUGCCUCAGUGAACAACAAAACAUCAGUGGUGGACGACUCCUAUCCCUGAGCUGCAGGACUGAAAAGAUUCAGAAAAUCUUUCUUUCCAUCAGCAAUCAGACUAUUUAAUUCAAAGGUAAACAGAUGAGACCAGACAAUUGAAUUUCCCUUUGGGGAUUAAUAAAGUCAUUGUAUUGUAAAAUCCUUAAAGGGGAAACAUCUGGCAUAUGUUUGUGUUUUUUAUUUUUAUUUUGGGUUUCUUUACAGGCAUCUCUUGCAUGAUUUACAGUUAAAGCUCCAGAUUUUUCUCCUACAAAUCAGAAAGCAGCAUGUUCCAAAGCUGCUCCAAGUAACUUCUGUUUUUUUUUCCAGCUGCUGUUCAUAGAAAUAACAAUGUUCAUUGGUUCUGGUUGGUGCUGCAGUUAUUGCUUGAAAGUCUGUGAGGUGGUCUUUGACCCACCAGCUUUAAACAGUGUUAUGUGACAUUAAGUACAACUGGACUACAUACAAUUUUGCUCACAAAUCUGAUCAUAAAACCACAUCUGCAAAGACUGAUUACUGAGCUGUAAUACAUUGACUCGAAUAAGAUUUUGACUGAAAACUGGACCAAUCAUUUGAUGUCACACCCAGAAUCAGUUUGAGGAUCCUAAGUGGGAUCAUACAUAUGUACCUAACUCUACCUGGAAGACUUGUAAAAAUACAUACCUCAUGUCAUCCUCUUUUCUUUUUUUUUUUUUUUUAUCUAGCAUUUAGAUUCUUUUUUACAUCACUGGAUGCUGCAAUGAACUUACUUGUAGCUUGUAACUUUUGGUUGUAAUAACUGAUGCUGUACACUGUAUAUUUACCUCACUGGAUGUGUUUUCAUGUGCACUGGUUAAACUAUUAUGACAUUUAUACUGGUUUUACUGGUUCUCUCGGUUGGUUCAGGUUUCUGUUUUCAGCAUCUCAGCUAAUAUUUGCCAUUUCUAGUUACCUCAAGAUCAAACCUCUGUGGUUUCAGGCAGCAUUUAUCAUACUCAGAUGGACUUAGCUUCUUCGAUUUGGGUCCCAGUAAUGCGACUCGGCCGGAGGAUGCACCACAUCGAUUGCAGACGGCGAUUAGAAACUCAUGAGGUGUUUUUACGCCACAGUACCUCAGUACUUCUACUACCCUUUACCUCAACACACAUCAAUGCAAACUUGAAAGAUGAGACUUGCUUCGGAUGUGUUUUUAGGGGCACAGCAUUGAGAUCAAACUCUCAUGGACUACGAUACCAGUGAAUAGAAACUUUAGAACUGCUGUGCGAGUGUAAGGAAACUAUGUUUACAGAAAUACAGUAUUAAAGCUUGAUGUAGUGUAAAAUGAAAAGCAGUGACCUCACAGUCUCAUUCUCAUGUCCUCAGCUAAAUGGGGUUCUGAAAUAAAACUUGAAAAGAUCACACGCUCAUAAAGUGAAAAACUAUUUGGCACAUGAUGUUGCCAAAGCUUGUAUUACAACUGUUACAGACCUUAGUACCUCUGAUUGACUACAUUAUUAUACUUUCAUGUUAUUCCAAUGUGUAUUUUUGAUGUUUUGUGUAUUUGUAUGUGGGUUAGAUAGGGUUUUGAUGUUUUUUAUUCUGUAAAAGUAGAAUAAACUUUUUAAAAAGCUAUGUA